Messenger RNA from Musca domestica (house fly), 3990 nucleotides. RefSeq lists its product as uncharacterized. Lineage: Eukaryota; Metazoa; Arthropoda; Insecta; Diptera; Muscidae. Gene Ontology annotation, molecular function: DNA helicase activity. Gene Ontology annotation, biological process: telomere maintenance; DNA repair. The record is from RefSeq and is a predicted model, not a curated record. Bases 280 to 3990 code for a protein of 1236 amino acids. The transcript has 2 exons.
AUCUGAUAACGAUAUAUAUAAAUUCUGCAACACAUGCCACAAAAUAAUCAAUGCGGGGAAGGUUCCUUCUAUGUGUCUCUCAGAAGGUCUACAUUUUCCAGCUAUUCCGAGUGAACUUCAGGGCUUGACGUCGCUGGAAGAAAGUGUGCUGUAAGGGGUGCAGUAGUAAAUGUCCCCAUUUCACUCGAUUCCACCGUCAACGUCCUUCCAAGAACGUCCGAUCAAACUGAAGUUAUCCAGGUUCAUUUGAAGCGAAGAAUAUCUUACACACACUAUUUUAUGUCUGAAACGAUUCGGCCCGGCAAAAUUUUCGAAGCAGCAAGAUACCUUAUUGAAACCGAAUUGUACAGGAAACAUGAAAUUUGUAUUUCAUCUGAAUGGUUGGCCAAUAUGGGUCCUGCUGAUCAAGUGCCGUUUAUAGCAAAUUCCGAAGAUCGAAGUCUAUUAUCGAGCGUCAUUGAUUUUAACUUAGAUGAAGAUCACAUUGAAGAACAUAACCCCCAAGAAACCCUCUUAGAUUAUAUUCCAGUCGAAAAUGUUCAAAUUCAAAAUAUUGAAAUAGCUCCUGGUGAAGGCCAUAGACCCAUGGAUUUGCUAUUAGAUGAGGACUCUGAAGAGCUAUCAUUUCCCACUAUAUACUGUGGUAUUAAAAGAAAAUCUACAGCGACAAUAGCAAAAUUGAUAAAAUCUGAAGCCCGGCGUUAUGAUAGAAGAUGUGCGCGGGUAGACAAAGUCUUAUACUCGUAUAAAAAAUUAGAGUUUUCUAAAAUCAAGAACAGUAUUUCUACUUGUUUGAGGAAGAAAUUUGGUACUCGCAAUUAUACUGCAACGGAUGCUCUUAAUGACCGGUUCAUACAAAAUAUAGUGCAGCACGACGAAGGGUAUCACAUUUUGAAAGGCGUGCGGUCUUCUCCAGCACAUUGGGAGGCAGAGAAAAAGAAGGUCUUGGCUAUGAUCAGGCAAUUUGGCAUUCCAACGUUCUUUAUAACUCUUUCUGCUGCUGAAUCACAAUGGCCAGAAUUGAUCGUUAUAUUGGUAAAAAUUGCAGAAGGAAGGAAUAUUACCGAAGAAGAGGCAAUGUCAUUUAGCACCCAAAAACGGUACGAACUAAUUAGGUCAGAUCCAAUUACAUGUUCCAGGUAUUUUGACCACAGAAUAAGACACCUCUUCAAAAGUUUCACGGUUAAUGGUGGAAUAUUCGACGAGUUUAAUGUAAUCAAAUUCUACUGGAGAAUAGAAUUUCAACAGCGAGGGUCUCCUCAUGUCCACGGCAUAUAUUGGCUAAACAAUGCCCCUUUGUUUGAUAUAUCAGAUCGAAAUAGCUUCCAACGUGUUACGGAUUUUAUAGAUAAAUUUGUUUCUACAGAUUCGUCUAAUAGCGAAAUCCAAGACAUAGUCCACUACCAGCAACACAACCACGGAAGAGCAUGCCAACGUGAAAUAAGAGGUCAAAAAUUCUGUAGAUUUCAUAUACCAUAUCCGCCAAUGUCUAAUACGGAACUUCUUUUGCCGUUUUCGGAUGAUGUAGAUGAGCAACAAUUAUCAGCUCAUAAGUGCAACUAUGACAAAAUUUAUAAUUUGCUUAACGCAAAGUUAACAGAUAUAGAAUGUGAACGAUUAAAUAAUUUUGAUCAGUUUUUGGCAGACCCACGGAUUAAUAUGGACAAAGAUGAAUAUCUUGCGGCGAUCAGGUCUUCUAUAAGAAAACCUAAAAUUUUUCUUAAAAGAUCCUUCAAAGACAGAUCAAUAAAUGCUUUUAAUUCGCGGAUUUUAAAAAUGCACAAAGCAAACAUGGAUAUUCAAUUUGUUCUGGAUGCUUAUGCAUGCGUGUCAUAUAUAGUUAACUAUAUAAACAAGUCGAAUCGGGGUGUUUCACGUUUGUUGCAAGAAACAAUGAACGAGAUACGUGAAGGAAAUUAUUCUGUAAAACAAAAGUUGCAGCAUAUAGGUAAUAAAUUCAUAUCAGCAUCCGAAGUCUCAGCCCAAGAAGCAGCUUACAAUAUCUUGGGAAUGCAUUUGUCUCAGUGUAGCAACAGUGAUGUUUAUGUCAAUACUCUCUUGCCAGAAAAACGUGUUCGCAUACUAAAACCGAGGCAAGAGCUUCAAAAUCUUUCUCCUGAUUCAACCGAUAUUUAUGUAUCGAAUUUACUUGAGCAUUAUAUUCAAAGACCGGAUAAUCUAGGCGAUGUAUGUUUGGCUUAUUUCGCUGCACAUUAUACAUACUCUAAGACAUUGCGCAAAAGGAAUCGUCAACAUGAUGAGGAGGAUGAAGAUAUUCUUGAAGAUGACGAGGAACAUCCUGAUGAUGUCGGGGCUUUGUUUCGCUUAAAAAAUAAUUCGGGUUACGUAUAUAAAAGAAGAAGUCCGGCUAUAAUUCGUUUUCCCUCAUUUAGGGCCGACUUAAACAGGGACGACUAUUUUCGAACAUUGGUUAUGUUAUACUUUCCAUGGCGUAACGAAGACGAAGACAUUAUAGGAAGAAACAACGAAGAUACCUGCUCUAUCUACAUGGAUGUAAUUGAAAGGAACCGACAGCAGUUUGAAAUGUUCAAGGAUGGUGAAUUACAUGAUAUAUUGCAAAGUAUUCGUGAAGACAGUGAUGGUGGUGAAGACCAUGCGAGUAACGAUAACAUUACAAGUGACCAACUUUUAGACGAGGAGUUUAGAGCCUUGGUUGUUCCAGAAUUAGAGGAAAAUAUAAAUGUCUUCGACAUUGACAACCACCAUGAAGAUGACCUGGAAUCAGAAGCCAAUGUACACUUAGUAAGACUCCCACCAUUAGUAAAUUUCGAAGAACUUCAGCAUUUAAUCAGAACGCUGAACAAUAAACAGCGGUCUUAUUUUCAACAUCUUUUACAAAAUAUAGUUCAGAAAGUUCGAUUUUAUGAGUAUGUUGCGGGAGGAGCUGGCGUAGGAAAAAGUCGCCUUAUAAAAACCAUUUAUCAGGCAGUUACUUUUAGAUAUAAUUCUAUACCUGGCGCUAAUCCGGAUUUGCCAAAAGUAUUAUUAAGUGCUCCUACCGGAAAAGCUGCUUUUGGAAUUGGAGGUGCGACAUUACAUUCACUUUUUUCCCUUCCAGUAAACCAGUUCCGAGGAGAGCUACGUCCACUAAGCAGUGAUCUUGUUAAUAAGCUCUUGGUUAAAUUUACAGAUCUGAAAUUGAUCAUAAUAGACGAGGUCUCCAUGGUUGGAUGUAGAAUGUUAGGUUUCCUUGACGCACGCCUGAGGCAGAUUUUUAAAACCACUGAAGCCUUUGGAGGAAUCUCUAUAGUUUUGUUCGGAGAUCUAAAACAACUGCCUCCAGUUGGGGAUAAAUGGAUAUUUAGUACCAAUACUGCUAAUCCAUACCACAUCCUCGCAGGGGGUGGCUUGUGGGAUCUGUUUUCCUUUAAUGAGCUAACAGAGAUAAUGCGACAAAGGGAGGACCAAGAUUUCGCGUUUGCACUGAACCGAAUGUCAACUGGAGAAAUGACUGAAGAAGAUGUUUCGCUCAUAAAGUCAAGGGUCAUACCAACAUCGGAGAUACCAAAUGAAGCAAUUCAUUUAUUCCUGUCAAACGAAGAAACCGAUAAUUAUAAUUCCCUUAGAUUGGAACAAAUCACAUCAGAACAAUUUGUUUCCAAGGCAUCCGAUAUUUUGAAGUCAGAUUCAUUAGCUAUCGGUCAACGGAAUCAAAUUUUAAGUUCGGUUCUCAAUUUAAAGACCUCAGAAACGCAAGGACUUUGUAGUGAACUAAAAUUAAAAUUGAGUGCAAAAUAUAUGAUGACGAUCAAUAUUGAUACCAACGAUGGCCUAGUCAAUGGAGCCACUGGCAUACUGAAGUAUAUUGAUUUUGGUAGAAACUCAACAAAACCAAUAACGCUUUGGAUCUUAUUUUCUGAUGAAAGUGUUGGAAGAAUGGCGAGAAAAAACCACAUCCCACAGAAUUAUUGUGGACUCCCAUUGAAAAGUGCCGCCGAACGUUCCAGUACAAACGGAAUGAACAAAUAA